UGAGCCAUUUAAUACACUUAAUUCCAACACUCUAUGUGAAUUUGGCGUAAAUGAUUGCUCUCCCAAAAACUUAAAUGUUGCCUUUUAAAACAUACUCCGUAUUUUGGUGCCAAAAGGAUGGAAGGAAAGAGAACGAUUGAUUUGAACGAGUGAGUGAAAAUGGAGGCUUGGGUUCCCCUCUUCAAGAUUUUCUUGAACUCUGCAACUCCAGAAUCCGACGCCUCUCUGUGGCUGCAACAAUCUUUCAACGCCGCCUCUCCCUCCAUAUCAACAGCUUCCUUCAUUUCACUUCUCACCAGCCCAAUCGACAACCCUUCUUCUCCCUCGUCUUCCCCGUCCAUUCACACCAAAAGGGUCAUGUGGAUUCGGACGCUGCCCAAUGCCGUUCAAGCUCGCGUACUGUCAUUUCUUUUAUGCGAGAGCAGGAAAUUCAGCAAAAGGGAGUUGUGUGAUCUUGCAGAGAAGAUUCUGAGGGAGGGGAAGGGGCUUGAUUUUUGGGUGAAGAAGGCUGCACACCAGCUGUUCGAUGUUAUGUCUGACUCAAAUUGUGAGCUGGGUUCUUCCGGAGAGGGAAAAGUGGAGGAUGAAUUUGGGUCUCUGCCCGUCUGGCUCGAAGAUGCUGUGGGCAAGAACGGUUCAGUGCUCCCGUGGCUGCCUAUGUCGCGGAGCGAACUCGUUUCCAGAAUGCAGUUCAGCAGUUGUGGCGAAAAUGAGGACUUUUCUGUCAGAAUAGAGGAAGACGAAGGAGAUGAUGAUUCAGAUGAAACAAUGUUAGAAGAAGGUGUGGGUUCUUCUGAGGAUGACGGCUCUUUAGAUCCCGGAGCAGAAAAAAUGGCAUCUGACCUGAAACAGAAGAUACUGAGCAUUGAAUCUAGAUAUCAAACAGUGGAAGUAGUCCAAGAAAUCCAACAGCUUUCCAAAGGAAAGAACACAUUGUCUGUAUUGAGUUUGAUUGAACCGUGGAAGGCAGAUGAUGAGACGGUUUCCUUUCUAAUUUCUCAAAUGGCAAAUAACGAGACGGAUGAUCAUCAGCUUGGUUGGCGAAGCCACAUUCUCUGCUCAUUUGUUCUUCCCAAACUCUUAAAUCUCCAAACACCCGCGUCUCGGGUGCUAAUGACAGCAGUUGUGGAAUACUGCAAGGUUUAUGCCAAAGCAGCCGAGCACGCUCUACUGCUUCCACUGGCACUCAAAAAUGGAGGCAUAAACAAUCCCAUCUGUGAUGUCAUCACAAGGAUUGUCAAAGAAUCCUUGCACCCUGGCCAUGUUUCUGCCAUCUGUCAGCGGCUUCUGUGGGGCCCGGAAGACGACAACGACACUAAGAUAAUCUGCCUUCCCUGUCACAGGUCUUUGAUUGGGACUGAAUUGGUGUGGACAGAUUCACUGUUUGUUCUGAUGCAAAACGUUCUGAACCACGAUGGCAUCCGUUUAACCCAAGACUCCGUUGAUCGGCUUGUUCAUUCGGCUUGCAAGUCUGCACAAAGCUUUUCUCAGUCUUUGAAGUUCUGCAACUUCUUGUUGUGCUUUGUCAACAAAUGUGCCCCUCUGUUGAAGACCCAUAAAAUGGCAUUGGCUGAUGCUGUUGGCCAUACCAACACACUUGCGACCAAAUCUGUGCUAUCAAAGUUGUCUGGCCUGUGAGUGCUGACACCUUAUAUUUCUAGUUAAGUGAUAUAACCAUGAGAGUGGAUAUUGUUAUAGGUUGGUUAGUUAGUUCCAUCUUAGAUCAUGACACUAGAAGAAGCCCAUCCAUCAUGAGAGUGUGAUUAAUGCACUGUCAAAUUUGGCACAGAAAGAUCAUUGAUGCAACGUUUUUAAAAGUUCAGGGAUCAUAUGUGCAAUUUUCAAAAUUCAGGAGGAAUCCACACAAUUUUUGAAAAGUUCGAGUAAAUGGCACAAAAAAUU
Molecule: messenger RNA, 1902 nt
Organism: Cuscuta campestris
Lineage: Eukaryota; Viridiplantae; Streptophyta; Magnoliopsida; Solanales; Convolvulaceae
Source: the annotation of a GenBank genome assembly